CAAAGAUCGAAAUCCACGAGGAAAGAUUAAAAUGACUGCUAUUUUUGGUGCAGUUUGAAAAUCGGUGGAGGAUAUUUAUUUCCGGUCGAGGUAAUUAGUUCCCGAACGAGCCGAUGUGAUCUUGGGAGGGGGGUUGAUCUCCACACCGACUUCUUUCUUUGGCCGUGACAGGAUGAGGAGAAGGUCGCGGGAGGGGAGCGCACAUGUUCGGAUGUUGCUCCUCCUGAUUGGACACACGGACUGAGCGGCUCGUGUCAUCGCUGCUGGAGGGGUGAGACAAGGAGCUGUUUGGGACGCUUUAAAAUCUGCGGCCUGCUCUGGUCUCCAGUUACCGCAAUGCCACUGGCGAGAGGAGGGAGAGGUGGAAGGCAGAAGAUGGAGAGGAGGGAGCAGCAAAAAGCCAAUAACAAUGACAUACAGCUGCAAUAAUAAAGCUCCGUCUGUGUCAUUUUAAGACUGCACUAGUGGCCUGUGAACUGCAUGGGAUGAAACACACACUGUAUUGACUCAUGCUAUCUCAGUAUCAUGGCUGAAACGUCAUAUGAGGUGAGUACGGUGGCUGCGAGUGUGUAGUGGCUGCUCAAUUCUCAACUUUCUGCUGACAAAGUUCUUGGACUCACUUACUGGACUACAGUGCGCACCAUGGGGCAUUGCGCAGAACCUAUGGCACCUGCCAGUGGAGAGCUUGGUGCAUAAUUGUGACAGAGUGGAGCUCUGAAGCCAGCAUUUAUGUCUCUCCUCUUCUGCUCGCCCCCACUUCUACCCACACAACCAAACUUUGUUCUAUGAGCCCAGUGUAAGCGUGAAAGCCGCCUCCUCCGCACACACCGACGAGCCUGACAUGCCUUCGCCGUCAGAUUCCAGCAGCGUGGCUUCAGCCUCAGGGUCUCGAGGCUGGUCGGACAGCCGCAGGGGGAUGUCGGGCCGAGGGCCUGGUGGGGCUCGGCUGCUCCUGUACCUGGGGCUGUGCCACCUGGGCCUGGGGGCCAUGGUCCUGGCCUUCUCCUUCACCAGCAUGGCCUUCACCUCCUCAGCCCGUGUGAGGCAGUCCUGUCCUUUCUGGGCUGGCUUCUUUGUGGUGGCUUCAGGGAUAGUUGGAAUAAUCUCAUGGAGGAGACCACUGACCCUUGUGGUGUCACUGUUCAUGCUGCUGUCUGCAGUGUGUGUGAUCCUCAGCCUGGCCGGCUCGAUGCUCUCCUGUCAGAACGCACAGAUGGUCAAGUCCAUGCUCACCUGCCAGGUGGAGAAUGGUGUGUGCGUGUGCUGUGCGCCCACUCACUCCUGCUCCAUCACAGAGGAGGAGACCCUGGUGCUCUACCUGAACGCAGACUGUCACUCAGUCAGGCAUCAGCUGAAGGAUCUUUUGUUCAGUGCGUGCGGUCUCAGCAUUCUCUCCACCAUCAUCUGUACUCUGUCCACUGUGACGUGCAGCAUCCACAUAUUCUCUCUGGACCUUGUGCACCUGCUGGCCCCACAUCGCUCUCGUUCAGUCAACCCAGAAUGCACCACUCCUCAGGAUGCCUUCCUGACCAAUAUCAUGGAUUUUGAGGAGUUUGUCCCACCCAUCCCUCCACCUCCGUACUAUCCUCCUGAGUACACCUGCAGCUCUGAAACAGACGCUCAGAGCAUCACCUAUAAUGGCUCCAUGGAGAGCCCUGUUCCUCUCUACCCCACUGACUGCCCCCCUCCUUAUGAGGCUGUGAUGGGACAAAGAGCUGCAAGCCAGGCCACAGUGUUUGACCCCCACGGCACUGAGCUGUCUGGAGACAGAGGGACUUCAACAGCCUUCAGUGGAGAAGUGUCCAUGGACAGUGGAUCUCUGCUGAUGUCAGAGAUUGUGGACAUCCCUGAUGACUCCUCUCCAUCUGAGGACUCCUGUCUCAUGGAGGUCGGCCUGAGGACCCACGGGGACAGGGCCAACAGGAACGCUGGUGAGGGAGGAGACGGAGGAGAAAGUGGGGAGUACAUCAGUUUUCGUGGUCCUCCGUCUCAGACGCCAGAGAGUCCUCUGGCAGGAGGACCGAGAGCCAGACGCUUCCUGAGAGGAGAGAGGUCCAAUUCGUGCUCUUCACCCAGCACAGCAACCACCACAUACAGGUCUCCAGUACUGCGUCGCCAGGCUAUGCUAGCUAGUAGUUGUUCCCAGCUGGAAGCAAUAGGAAAAUCUGCCUCUUCACAGCAAACCUCCGUCGCAGAGUUUCGAGUUCGCCCCUCCACUCCAACACACCAAGGAGGUGCACCAACCUCCUGUGCUCCUCCCAUUUCAUCCUCCUCAGCUGCCAGUGAGCAGAGUGGUGAUCAGGGUAAUGGGCCACCCCUCCCAGGUCAACCGCUGUACCUUCGACGAAGGGCUGGGAAGAAUGAAAAGGAUGGAGAGGGUGUCAGAAGGAAUAGUGAGGCGCUCCUUCGUCUUGUGAGGUCACACAGUGAGCCAGGCCUCGGCUCCUCCACUGAUACAGUUGACUUUGGCUCUGGAGGCAGCAAAGUAUCUAUAGACACGGGUCCGUCCUCUGAGGCGUGUCUGCUGCCCCGCACCUCUUUGCCUCCUGCUGCAGCUCUGCCGAGGAAAGGCAGCGUGAAAUCAGCAGCCACAGGAGUGCAGGUCCCCUCCAAACCUCCCCCCACCUCUCCACUGCGUUUACCUAAAGACUGUCACCGUUCCCUCGGAGACCUUAAGGUGACUCGGGGUCUGGUUGCUCGCUUCCUGCAGCGCUCCAAACGCAACCUGUCGCCCUCCUCCGAGCAUGCUGGGAGCACAGGGCAGGGACCUAAAAGGAGGAGUGGAGUUGAGGGCACUGCCACCAACCACCUGCCCUUGGAACAAGUGUUUCUGACCCCUUGGAACGCCACCCGAGGACAUCACACCCAUCACCCCCAUCGCCGUGGACACCACCAUUCCCAUAGUGACAGUCGACACAACCGGCACCACAGCGGUCGCGUGCCAGAGGGGAUCCACCUGCGCAGCUGUGGAGAUUUAAGCUCCUCGUCCUCCUUGUCACUACGUCGGUUAGUGACACCUCAUCCACCGCAUGGGUCAUCGGGAGCGCUCUACUCGGAGUCUGCGCUGUGAGGAGGGUGAAGGAGGAGGAAGAUAGGAGGCACACGAGUAGACAUGGUGGUAUGGAGGAUUAGAGGAAGUAAGGCAGGUUGAUGAAAAGGAGGCACUGUAGUGGAGAUAUCUGUCUUCCCUCCUUCUCCUCUUUGUCAUCUCUGUUUCCUGAAGCCAACUGUGCAAAUGGCCUUAUUCAGUGGUGCUCUUUAUCACUCUGAACAUCAGCCCAGAGCUCACACGACUCCACUGUUCAACAUCAGUGAUCACUAGAUGCUUAUUCUGGGCAGAAAAAAAAAAAAAAUCAGAGACAACCAACCAGAAGCACCUUUUUCUGCUGUAUUCUCCACUUCACCUCUAAAAGAAAACACCUGGAAACAUAAGACUGGAGACAGAACUCAGCUAGCGUUCAUGCUACAACAACAACUCACAUGUACAUUCAGUCUAUUACAUAUUUAUGGGUUGCAAUAUGCUUCUGGCCCUUUUGUACAUUGCUAUUCAUCCACAGGAUCGCUCAGGUGAAGUGAUCACAAAAACCCUUAUUUUGUCUUCCAUUAAUAAAGAAAAAAAGCAUCUAAAUAAACAUAGUUAGCUGAUAACAAUGUAAGAUAAACAAAUGAGGUUGCACACAAGGACAAAUGCUCUUAACCGAGAUGCUAAUUUUGUCUUUUUCUUUUUGCAAUUCCCACUUUCACCAUGUUUUUUCACUUCCACACUGGCCUUUGAGAAAAAAAAAAAAAAAAAAAAAAGACAGCCAGCAUUUUUAACACUGACAUUAAUGCACGCCACAGACACAUGCUCAGCCUUUGAAACGUAAUCUCUGUGGGUGGCCCCCUGGACGCAGUGGUUUGAUUUGCAUAUGUGCAUGUUUUGCUACAGCCUUUCCAAGUACAGCAGGAACCUUGUGCAUUUGAUCCUGACCGUCUGUGUAACUAAAUAACAUGUCCUCCGAAUGUCUUUAUCUGCAUGUUUUUGACAAUGCUUCUUACUUUUUUUCCUCUUGCACCCAAGACCUAUGAUAGUAGCCAUUUGAAAUGUGUUUGUGUUUAUAAGUAGCUGAAGGCGAAGGUCGGAGAUGCGCACUGCUCCCAAAGUUUUCUGCCAGAUGGCUCCAAACAGGCCUCUGCAUCCUAAUUUGAUUUUGAUAGGGUCUGAGUAUGUUUCAAGUUCACACGUGUAGUUGUGACAUUGGCUUUAAGAUAUGAGGUUUAAAUUGCACUCUGACUCUAAUGACAUGAAGAGUCUUUUGCAAUAAAUGUACGGACAAAUUUGAUAUGCAGUUGGGUGUCAUGGGUGGUAAAUCAAAAAAAAAAAAAGAAACUUUGGACUGCUGAUGCUGAGCAAACGAUGGGCCUGGCAGCUCUGAAGUAUAAAUAUUAAUGUCAGACUGGAGUUUUAUUCUUUGGAAAGUCUUUUUGGUGUGUUCACUAAGUGAUGAUAUUGACUCCAUAUCAGCAAAAGGCACAUUUUGGAUACAGUCAUAUGUAUGUACCUAAUUUUAAUAAUGUACACGCAUACACACUUUGCCUGCACAUGGAAAACAGGCACACCCAUACACUCCCUUAUUGUUAAGGCACUGAGCUGUAUUUCUACCUCCUGUCUUGCAUAAAACAUUAUUUAUUUGAAGAAAUGUAUAUCUGUAUGGCAGGCUUAACAGGAUAGAGCCUUGAAACCUGAAUAAUAAAUGUAUCUAAAUAUGACACCUAUUCCAGAUUUUAAAUGCAGUGUCAAUGGCAAAACUUUCAAUGCAAGUUAUGUAUUUGAAAAUAUGAA
This is a messenger RNA of Plectropomus leopardus (leopard coralgrouper), 4822 nucleotides long. It is a transcript of the gene entrep3, whose product is annotated as endosomal transmembrane epsin interactor 3. Gene Ontology annotation, cellular component: membrane. The record is from RefSeq and is a predicted model, not a curated record. NCBI's taxonomy places the organism in Eukaryota, Metazoa, Chordata, Actinopteri, Perciformes, Serranidae.